AUGACGACUUCACUCAUAUCGAAUGUUACCGAAGGCCAUAAAUCAACCAAUCAACUCAAUCCCUCCAUCGUAUUUGAACAAUUUCAAGAUUUACCCCAGACAAAUCAACGACUUCUGGGCGAGCCCCAUCCCACUGGCACUGUGAAACCACUGGCAUUGAGGCCUUCUGGUCAGCACAAAGAUGUUCAGUUGCAUGAGGUCGUCCAUGCUGUAGAAUCUCUUCAGACGAAGGGCGAACUCACCAAGAAACUCGCCAUUCACGGGGUGCUUUUGUUCAGAGGUUUGCCAAUCCAUGGCGCCGAGGAUUUCAGCAAGUUCGCACACGCUUUCGGGUACAAACCACACGAAAUCAUUGGCAUUGUAGUCGACAGACCGUUGUUGGCACCAAACGUGGCACCUGCGAACGAAAGCCCAAAAGAAGUUCUCAUCUACAACCACAAUGAGUCACCCCAGGUCCCGCAUGCGCCCGAAUACGUUUUCUUCUAUAACCACAAGGCGCCCGCAAAAGGGGGCGAGACCCCCAUUUCUUCAUCACUGGAGCUCUUUCAACGAGCCAAGGAUGAAAUCCCGGAGUUCAUCCAGGCACUGACGGAGAAGGGAAUUCUUAGCAGAGUGACCUAUAAGUUCGACCAGCAAUACACAGGAGGCUCAACCCUAGCGCAAGCUUUUGGAAAAAACUUCUUGGACGGUGACAGUGCGACCAUGAAGCGCGAGAAGAUCGAGGCACAGAUUGCUAGAUAUGGAAGAGGCCAGCAUACGACGUGGGAAUGGAUAGACGACGGCGUGAUCCUGACGCAUAGGCUACCCGCGAUUCGUACCCAGCCAGGCACGGGACUUCCGACGCUCUUCACCGGAUUAGCCGCCUACUGGAAGAACUCUCAAGGCGGACAAGGGGCCAGAAAGGAAGUCACCAAACAGCUCUACGGCGACGGCACGCCAAUCCCAGACAGGUAUCUAGAACACUUGGCGAAGAUCACAGAUGAGAUCCGAGUACUCCACAAGUGGCAACAGGGCGACGUUCUCGUCUUCGACAACGUUAUUGCUCAGCACGGCAGACAGCCUUGGGAAGGCGAACAAUCGGAUCGUGUGGUGCUAGCUAGUCUAUUUGAUGGAGACAGUGUGCCUGGAGCAUAUGGUGACGGCGACUGGGCCCAGGUCGUUCAGGCCUUGGACGGUUGA
Molecule: messenger RNA, 1179 nt
Organism: Colletotrichum abscissum
Lineage: Eukaryota; Fungi; Ascomycota; Sordariomycetes; Glomerellales; Glomerellaceae
Product: taurine catabolism dioxygenase TauD
Exons: 1
Coding region: 1-1179 (392 amino acids)
Molecular function (GO): oxidoreductase activity
Source: RefSeq, a predicted model, not a curated record